This is a messenger RNA of Rhinopithecus roxellana (golden snub-nosed monkey), 1935 nucleotides long. RefSeq names its product neuroblastoma breakpoint family member 6-like. The transcript has 14 exons. Bases 1 to 1935 code for a protein of 644 amino acids. The record is from RefSeq and is a predicted model, not a curated record. NCBI's taxonomy places the organism in Eukaryota, Metazoa, Chordata, Mammalia, Primates, Cercopithecidae.
AUGGUGGUAUCUGCUGACCCUUUGUCUGGCAAGAGGGCAGAGACGAACAUCCUAGAAAUCAACCAGGAAUUGCGCUCCCAGCUGGCAGAGAGCAAUCAGCAGUUCCGAGACCUCAAAGAGAAAUUCCUUAUAACUCAAGCUACUGCCUACUCCCUGGCCAACCAGCUGAAGAAAUACAAGUGUGAAGAGUACAAAGACAUCAUAGACUCUGUGCUGAAGGAUGAACUGCAGUUUGUGGAGAAGCUGGCAGAGAAGCUCAGACAAGCUGAGCAGCUCGGGGAAUAUAAAGCCCUGGUUCACUCUCAGGCACGAGAGCUGACCCAGUUACGGGAGAAGUUACAGGAAGGGAGAGAUGCCUCCCGUUCACUGAAUCAGCAUUUCAAGGCCCUCCUCGCUCCUGAUGACCUUGAUAAGUCCCAGGGUCAGGACUUCCGAGAGCAGCUGGCUGAGGGGUACAGGCUGGCAGAGCGCCUUCUCCAGAAGCUCAGCCCAGAAACUGAUGAAGGUGAGGAUGAAGAUGAGAAAGAUGAGGAGGUUGAGAAAGUAGAAGAAUCAUCUGCCCCCAGGGACGUGCAGAUGGCUGAAGAAAAGGAAGUCCCUCAGGACUCACUGGAGGAAUGUGCUGUCACUUAUUCAAAUAGUCACGACCCAUCUGACUCCAGCCAGCCUCACAGGAGCACCAAAAUCACAUCUGAGGAAGACAAAGUCGACUCUGCUCUGGUUGUAGAGAAUGAACCCUCUCAUGAUGAAGGGGAAGAAGCUCUAAACAUUCUCCCAGAAAAUCAGAAUGAUCAUGAGGAAGAGGAGGGGAAAGCGCCAGUGCUCCCCAGGAACCGACAAUCAGUUGAGCCAGGUGAACUGACCAAACUCAGGGAUUUCCUGAUCUCACCCGUGGUCUCCCAUUUGGUUAAUCCAGAACACCACGAUAUAUCCAACUCUUACCUGCAUCAUGAAGUCACUUUCUUGGCACUGGAUGAAGAGAAAGUUGGCUCCGCUCAAGGUGUUGCCAGGGAUUACUCCAAUUCCAAAUGGGAUGAAACUCCACUUGGCUUCCUAGAAAAGCAAAAUAAUCUCGAAGAGGUGAAAGGAAAAGAAACUGUUGAUCCCAGGCUCAGCAGGGGACCGCUGAGGGGGGACAAGCGUGAAGAACCCCAGGAGUCACUGGAUGGAUGUUACUUGACUCCUUCCAUUCUUCCUGAACUACCUCACUCCUACCGCCCUUAUGGGCGCACUUCGUACUGUUUUGAAGACAAGCAAGUCAGCUUGGCUCUUGUAGACAAAAUAGAAAAGGAUCAAGAGGAGGUAGAAGAUCAAGACCCACCGUGCCCCAGGUUGAUCCAGGAGCUGCCAGAGGUGGAGGAGCAGGAAAUCCCAGAGGACUCCGUGGAUGAAGUUUACUUGACUCCUUUAGUUCACCAUGACCUGUCUGACUGCCACCAGCCUUAUAGCAGCACCUUGUCCUCAUUGGAGGAUCAACUUGUCUGCUCUGCUCUGGAUAUAGCCUCUCCCACCAAGACGGCCUGUCCCCAAGGGACUUGGAGUGGAGACUUGAGCCACCACCUGUCAGAGGUGCAGUCUUCACAGGCACAGCUGGAGCCAAGCACCCUGGUGCCCAAAUGUCUGCAACUACAGCUAGAUCAAGGGAAUGGCUUGGCCAGGCAGGGCCUUUCCUCUACCACUUGCAGCUUCUCAGCCAAUGCUGAUUCUGGGAAACAAUGGCCCUUCCAAGAGCUGGUUUUAGAGCCCUCCCUGGGGAUGAAGAACCCUCCCCAGCUGGAAGAUGAUGCACUUAAAGGCUCAGCAGACAACACACAAGGGCAUCAAGUCAUUGGCCAGAUUCAUGCCUCCAGUGUCCUGAAACCAAAGAUCAUCAAAAGAAAAUUCUCAUUCAGCAAGUGGAGACUGGCAUGCAGAUUCCCUGGCCUACAAGCUUAG